This is a messenger RNA of Symsagittifera roscoffensis, 1709 nucleotides long. RefSeq lists its product as uncharacterized. The record is from RefSeq and is a predicted model, not a curated record. The transcript has 4 exons. NCBI's taxonomy places the organism in Eukaryota, Metazoa, Xenacoelomorpha, Acoela, Convolutidae. Bases 152 to 1546 code for a protein of 464 amino acids. Gene Ontology annotation, molecular function: acyltransferase activity, transferring groups other than amino-acyl groups.
AGAAAAUAAGAUAAUUUGAAUUUUUUUCAUAAAGAAGCGCAUCAAUUUAGCGCACUAAAAAUCCAAUAACCAAUAAAUUCUUUUAAAAUCGACAUAGGAUCUCUUUAACUAUAUCCCCCUCGGUUUAAGAGAUCCUCGACACAAUCAGAACAUGGAAAAGUGCCCUGUUGAUUUCUACAUUGCGGCGCGGAAUUCAAUCAGGACUGUCAAAAGGUCAACUGUCGUGUGCGCUUCUCUGCGUGAUGACUCAUUAAUGAAGACCAGUAAACUUUCUCCUCUUGAUGAAGUCAUACCUGUUUCGCCUCUAAAUCUGACGUUUCUCUACGACUACGUCGUAAGUUCUGAGAAGUUAGAAGCUGCACUUGUUCAUACUCUAAACAGAUAUCCAGAAAUGACGGGAAGACUCGACAAGGAGAGCAAAAGUGUGCGAUUGACAAACGAAGGAGCUCUCGUAAAUUAUUUGGACGAAUCAAAAAUAUCGAUCGACGAACUCAAAUCAGCGUCUUUCAAUUACGAUCUAUGCUGCACUCACUUUCUGCAUGAUAACCUAAUGAUUCCUCAUGAGUUGUUGAUGGUUCUGAAUGUCCAGGAACUGGCAGGUGGAUCUGGAAUGAUGAUGAACAUAGGGCUGCCUCACAGUUUGUGUGACAUCAGCUCGUAUGUAAUGCUAGUGUCCGAUUUCUGUUCACAAGUCCGAGAGAACGCUUACAAAUUGGAUCAGGUUGUACAGUGUGAACGGACUGCCUACAUAAAACCAUCAAACGAUGUCCAGAAUGCAACCCAAAUUCACCCUGAAAUUGUUCAUUUCGGCUCUGAGGAGGAGUUCAACUCUGUACUAAUGGCAUACGUUCAUGGAAUUCUCGAACAUCCGCCAUGUACAGUGACUCUGGCUCUCUCUUCUGGCAAUUUGGAUCUUCUAAGAAACGAUGUUCUUUCCGGAGCGUCGCCUGGUAGCAGCAAAGAUCCGUUGCCGUCGGAAAUUGAUUGCUUGAUUAGUGUAAUUCAUCGAGCAUACAUCGGUACCAGAGAAACUGAUAAAACGAUGAAGGCAGACGAAAACAACUCAGAUUACCCCUGCAUGAUUUUCCAAGACGUUCGCGCUGUUUUAAAACCCGAAGUACCCGCAAACUAUUUCGGUAACGCGAACUUAGUCGCCCAAGUUGACGAUGAAAAAGAUACUUCUAAUUCUUUCAAUUUAGCUGAAAGAAUAGCACAUAAAGUUGGUGAUAUUCACCGAGAUUUCUGCCAAUCGAGAAUCGACGCAAUUAGUAAGAACAGUUUGUCACAGUUCAAAGCAAUGUGGGACUCGAACUCGAUGCGAUUUGUAAAAUGGUCAAUGUUUCGGGAUCUCGGCGACAAAGCGGAUCUGGGGGGCGGGAGUCCUCUUAAGUGGGGUUGGUUCACCCACUCGCAUGAUCGAUUCUGUUUCAUACUUCCUUCAUGCGCAAGUGUUGGAGAUUUUGAACUGAACAUUUCACUGCCUAAAGAACAUCUGGAUGAAUUUUUGCAGCACGAAGUAACCCAGAAGUAUUUCAGAGAGAUAUAAACGUGGAAAAAAACAAUCCAGGAUUAUGAUCUAGAUAAUAUGAUAUAGGUUAUAGCUUGCGGAUCAUUAAUUAUAUAAUUUGUGGAAAAAUAAUUAAUCACUGAAAUUUAUCCUUCAAAUCGAGCAUUAAAAUUUCCCAAAAAUAGUGCAUUUCAAUUUUAUC